AGAAAAAGGGAUGGUGAAAAAUCGACAUUAGCGAAGCGAAAACAAAUCCCCCAGCUCAGAAGGAAAGUUUCUUCAAAGAUUUAGCCAUUUCCAGGCGGGCAACAAACAUGUCGCUCCCCAGCAUCAUGCUGACCGUGGUGUUGGUGGUUUCGUUUGCUGUGCUUAUUGUACCGCUGCAAGGACAACUGCACAAAAACCUCAAAUACUACGAGACACUCCACGCGAAGGAUCUUUCGCAUCGGAUUGAAAAACGUGGCACCAAGCACAGCACCCACCCGUUCAACACGAUAAAGGAGGUGGAGUUUAAGGUGUUGGGCCGUAAGUUUCGCCUGAUUCUGCACCCACACGCAUCGGUACUGCACAGCAACUUCCGGGCCUACUCCGUCGAUGGCAACGGGAGUGAAUCGAUUGUCCAUCUCGAUCGGAGCAAUUUUUUCAAGGGCCGUGUGUUUGGCGAAAUGGAAUCGCAUGUGAACGCGCACAUCGACGACGGUGUGAUGACUGCGUCGGUCGUACUGCCGGACGAAACGUACCACAUCGAGCCGUCGUGGCGCCAUUUGCCGCACCUGAGCGAUAAGCACAUGAUCGCUUACCGUACGUCGGACAUCAAGUUUAGCUGGGAUCAGGUGGACGCCAUCUCGGGCGAUCUCGGCGUGCCCCGGACGUGUGGUUACGUCAAGGAGGGGCUAGAGCUGGAAGGACAACCGGACGACGGUGACGAGGCCGCAGACGGCGGACAAGCCUUUGCGGAUGGUGGUGUGGAUGCGUACGAAAACGACAAUGAUCCAACGCCGGAAACGGUAUGGCAUGCGGAAGACUCUCAAGACGCCCGGAAAUCACGCCGCAAACGGCAGGCCGACCAGUACGAGUACACCCCGACCAAAACUCGGUGCCCGUUGCUGCUCGUAGCCGACUAUCGGUUCUUCCAGGAGAUGGGCGGAAGCAACACUAAAACGACCAUCAAUUACUUGAUAAGCCUCAUCGAUCGGGUGCACAAAAUUUACAACGACACCAUCUGGCAGGACCGGUCGGAUCAGGAAGGAUUUAAGGGGAUGGGGUUCGUCAUCAAAAAGAUCGUGGUGCAUUCCGAACCGACGCGGGUUCGGGGCGGUGAGGCCCACUACAAUAUGGUGCGUGAAAAGUGGGACGUUCGAAAUCUGCUCGAGGUAUUUUCCCGGGAGUACAGUCACAAGGAUUUUUGCUUGGCACAUCUGUUUACAGAUCUAAAGUUUGAGGGAGGAAUUUUGGGCCUAGCGUACGUGGGCUCUCCGCGCCGCAAUUCCGUCGGCGGCAUCUGCACUCCAGAAUACUUCAAAAAUGGCUACACGCUGUACCUGAACUCUGGCCUGAGCAGUUCCCGCAAUCACUACGGGCAGCGCGUUAUUACGCGCGAAGCGGAUCUUGUAACGGCGCACGAGUUCGGCCACAACUGGGGCUCGGAGCACGAUCCCGACAUUCCGGAGUGUUCACCGAGCGCGUCCCAGGGCGGCAGCUUCCUGAUGUACACCUACUCGGUCAGCGGGUACGACGUUAACAAUAAGAAGUUUUCACCCUGCUCGCUCCGUUCGAUCCGCAAGGUGCUGCAAGCGAAGUCGGGCCGUUGCUUUUCCGAGCCGGAAGAAUCGUUCUGCGGCAAUCUGCGCGUCGAGGGCGACGAGCAGUGCGAUGCCGGGCUGCUCGGCACGGAAGAUAACGAUGCGUGCUGCGACAAGAACUGCAAGCUGCGCCGCAAUCAGGGAGCGGUGUGCAGUGACAAGAAUUCGCCGUGCUGCCAGAACUGCCAGUACAUGAUGGCGGGCGUGAAGUGCCGGGAGGCACAGUACGCCACCUGCGAGCAGGAGGCACGCUGCACCGGCAAUCAUGCCGAAUGUCCGAAGAGCCCACCGAUGAGCGAUGGCACGAUGUGCCAGGAGCGGGGCCAGUGCCGCAACGGGAAGUGUGUGCCGUACUGUGAGACGCAGGGCCUGCAGAGCUGCAUGUGUGACAUCAUCGCGGAUGCCUGCAAACGGUGCUGCCGGCAGAGCAUCAACGAAACGUGCUUCCCGGUCGAACCGCCCGACGUGCUGCCGGAUGGGACGCCCUGCAUACAGGGCUUCUGCAACAAGGGGAUGUGCGAGAAAACGAUCCAGGACGUGGUGGAGCGGUUCUGGGACAUUAUCGAGGAGAUUAACAUUAACAAGGUGUUGCGGUUCUUGCGCGACAACAUUGUCAUGGCGGUAGUGAUGCUGACGGCACUGUUUUGGAUCCCGGUCAGCUGCGUGAUUGCGUACUUCGAUCGCAAGAAGAGGAAAGAGGACUGGAAGGAGUACGAGUGGAGCCAGAAGCUGGAUCUCAUUCACCCGAGCGAUCGCAGACGGGUCAUUCACAUCCGAGUUCCGAGACAGAAAAUUACCGUUGCCAGAAUGUGAAUCCCCCGCCGGUAAUCGAUCGGUGGGCAUGAUUGAAUUGGGUUUGGGGGAAUUUCUUUCUUCUUUUCGUACCUAUUCACAAGCAAGAAAUGGUCUCCUUCCCUAUCAGUUCCAUUAGCACAACUGUGUAAACGUACGUAACGCUCGAUAAAAGAGGAAUCGGUAAUGCAAUCUUUAUCACCAUUCGAGUAAAUAGAAACGUUCGGAAAACAAACGCUCA
Molecule: messenger RNA, 2628 nt
Organism: Anopheles stephensi (Asian malaria mosquito)
Lineage: Eukaryota; Metazoa; Arthropoda; Insecta; Diptera; Culicidae
Gene: Tace
Product: ADAM 17-like protease
Exons: 7
Coding region: 108-2408 (766 amino acids)
Biological process (GO): Notch signaling pathway; membrane protein ectodomain proteolysis
Cellular component (GO): plasma membrane
Molecular function (GO): metalloendopeptidase activity
Source: RefSeq, a predicted model, not a curated record